This is a messenger RNA of Darwinula stevensoni, 1131 nucleotides long. NCBI's taxonomy places the organism in Eukaryota, Metazoa, Arthropoda, Ostracoda, Podocopida, Darwinulidae. The record is from the annotation of a GenBank genome assembly.
AUGAGCGAAACCGUGCACGUCGACGACAUCAUUCGGCAGCUGGUCUCCCUCCGCAAGCGUUCUCCUUCCUCGGCGCAAAAAACGGUUAUAAGUAGGUCACGUGACGAGCCGAGUUACUCCUUACCGCAACAGCAAGCGACACCAGAAGCGACACUGCUCGCCCUGAACCAGGCAGCGCGGGAACUGCUGCUGGGCCAGCCCAUGCUCCUGGAGCUGGCCGCUCCCGUCAACGUGGUCGGGGAUGUCCACGGGCAGUUUCACGACCUCCUAAGGCAUUUCGACUAUCUGGGGUAUCCGCCGGCUGCGAAUUAUCUCUUCUUGGGGGACUACGUGGAUAGGGGAAUGAUGUCCGUGGAGACCAUCAGCCUGGUCCUUGCCUACAAAGUGAAAUACCCCCGGAACUUCUUCCUCCUCCGGGGGAACCACGAAUGCGCCGCGAUUAACAGGAUUUACGGGUUUUACGACGAGUGCAAGAGGAAAUACUCGGUGAAGCUGUGGAAAUCCUUCACGGAUACGUUCAACUGUUUACCGAUCGCGGCCAUCGUCGAGGGUUCUAUCUUCUGCACGCACGGCGGUCUGUCUCCUGAGCUCAAGAAAAUGGAGCAGGUCCGGCGGACGAGUCGGCCGACCGACAUCCCAGACAGGGGACUGGUGUGCGACCUUGUUUGGUCGGACCCGGGUCAGGGGGUGGACGGAUGGAUUCCUAACGACAGAGGCGUGAGCUGGAUAUUCGGACGAGACAUCGUCAAGAAAUUCCUGGACGAACAGGGGCUGAGCUUGAUCGUCAGAGGACACCAAGUGGUCGAGGACGGCUACGAGUUCUUCGCCAAUCGGGCCUUGGUCACCGUCUUCUCCGCUCCGAACUACUGCGGGGAAUUCGACAACGCCGGAGCCACCAUGAGCAUAUCGGAAAACCUCAUUUGCUCCUUCAGCAUACUCAAGGUGAGUGUCCUUCGCACUCGAUGCGUGCAUCAAAUGAGACGAGCUUGUCGGGGCUCAAUGGAGCUCUUAACGAGCCAGCCAAUGCUCCUAGAACUGAAUUCCUCAUUGAACGUGCUUGGGGAUUUUCACAACCAGUUCCAUGACCUCCUGUCACUUAGAUUACCUUGGCUAUUUUCCAUCCGUCAAUAA